AAACUUGUAUAAAUACCCCCCCACACAUGCAUCAACUCUCUUCAACCACACCCCCCAUAUUUGCUUCCUCUUUUUCUGUCUCUCGAUCGCUUUCAUCUCCGAAACUCUGCUUCUCUCUCUCUCUCUCUCCAAAAUCACACACACAACACCCACUGACAUCUACGUGUGUGUGUAUAUAUAUAGGGUUGUAUGUAUAGCAUGGCGGAGCUCGACUAUCAAAACAAACCAUGCAACAAUAGCACAGCCAACGGUCGCUUGAAACUCUUCGGCUUCAACAUGAGUACUGAAGAUCAAGAAGAGGUGGAGUCGUCCACCAAAACACCAUCAGAAUCGCCGGAGCGCUGCGGAUUCCCGCCGGCGGAUGGCCGGAAGUAUGAGUGCCAGUACUGCUGCCGAGAGUUCGCCAACUCACAAGCUCUCGGCGGCCAUCAAAACGCUCACAAGAAGGAAAGGCAACAGCUCAAGCGGGCGCAAAUGCAGGCCAGCAGGAACGCCGCCGUAUCAUAUAUGCGUAACCCUAUGGUCUCCGCCUUCGCUCCACCGGCCCACCUCCUCGCAGCCUCCGGCUCCGUCGUCCUUCCUGCUGCGGCCGCUACGUCUCCGUCGUGGGUUUAUGUUCCACGCGCCGCGACGCCCUUCCACGUGUCGCAUGGCUGUGUGUUUCCUGCUUCUAGCAGUGGGAAAGGUGUAGGGAGCUUAUCGUAUGCCAGCGGUGUAGGGGAAUCGAGCUUGACAAGUAUUGGGCCCCAGCAACCCGUCAAAGCCCACAGUGGAAAACUAGAUGGGCCCUCUCUGAGUAGAUUUUCUCGGGCUGAUGACGGGCCCACUUUCGAUGAUGCAUUUGGGCUGGAUCUUCACCUUAGCUUAGCCCCAGCAGCACCGUAAGUUUUUAGACAUCGUAAUUCGUCACAAAUCCGUCGCAAAUUUAUCAACAGUCGGACUUUGUAAAUUUUCAAAUUUAUUUAUUUAUUUUUUUCUCAAGGAAAAUGCACCGUUAUUCUACUAUAUUUUGGUUCCGACU
Messenger RNA from Sesamum indicum (sesame), 1021 nucleotides. RefSeq names its product zinc finger protein GIS3. The record is from RefSeq and is a predicted model, not a curated record. Gene Ontology annotation, biological process: gibberellic acid mediated signaling pathway; cytokinin-activated signaling pathway; trichome morphogenesis. Gene Ontology annotation, molecular function: DNA-binding transcription factor activity; transcription cis-regulatory region binding. Gene Ontology annotation, cellular component: nucleus. Lineage: Eukaryota; Viridiplantae; Streptophyta; Magnoliopsida; Lamiales; Pedaliaceae.